Molecule: messenger RNA, 426 nt
Organism: Echinostoma caproni
Lineage: Eukaryota; Metazoa; Platyhelminthes; Trematoda; Plagiorchiida; Echinostomatidae
Source: the annotation of a GenBank genome assembly
AUGAAAGAUCUGGCUCGGGAACUGAAACGGGAUAAAGCAAAUGUGAGUCUCAUCAGUUUGUGGUCCAACGCGGUGCGCACGGAAGAAUUUGACACAGCAACUACCGAAACAAACAAAAUAAUCAAGAUGAACGAGUGGCUUCAUGUGAACAUGGACGAGGCAUGUUCACCGGAUUUCGUCGGCCAAGUGGUAGUCAAGCUGGCAACCGAGCCGUCCAAAAAGAUCAUGGCCCGAUCUGGAGAGGUGUGCCUCACCUCAGACUUGGCUUUACAAUACAAUCUAAGUGAAGCCGAUGGUCGUGUGCCUGCUCAUGCGAGAUCAUUGCGAAAUUUAUUAAUUUCUGCCGGCUAUCCAUCGGGAAAAUUCAUUCCCAGUUUUGUGCUCGCAACUCCAGGAUUGUAUCAUCACAUGAUCAGUCACCAAUAG